UGAUAAAUAUACAGGACACAAUUUACGGAAUAUACCUUGAGGACCAUUCAACACAAGCAUAGAGACCUUUCUGUGAACAGAACUCUUCUGUAGUGUAAAACUGCUUGCGUCUCACAACAUGAUCUCAAAAAUGAAGAAAAUUUGUUCGCAUGUUCCUCGAGAAUGGAUUUCUGCGAUGUUGCCAUCUUUGAUGAUAAAUGAAAUGAGAUGUCCAGAGUACGGAUAUAAGAUUCGCCGAGAAUACUAUCUCUCGGGCUGGCCUCUUCCCUCGCUGGAUCCACUAGUCGACCAUGAGCAAGAUGGAAUUGUCUAUAUCUGACGCCGUAUUCAUCGCUGUAGUGGUCGAGGUCCUUUUAUAUGGGAUGUACACUUGCCUCUUCUUAGGAUCUUCGUACAUUUUGAUAUUCAAAAAGGAGAAAUCCAAAGUUGUCGUUACCAUGAUUGUCUUGAAUACAAUCAUGUGGUCCGUGUCGACGACGCAUGUCACGAUAAACCUCAUCAAGAUCCAUUGGGUAUAUCUGCGGGGUGCUGAAAAGGAUAAUAUCAUGAUCGUCGAGAAUAACAUGUCCCCGGGACUCUAUCCACUCCUUGCGUUAGAAUGUGUAAAUUUUUUUAUUGGGGACGGGAUCGUGUUAUGGAGGGCAUGGAUACUCUGUAACCGUAGCAGACGGAUACUCUGGGUGUCUUCAAUUUUGCUUGUAACUGCAUUCGUUACUGCUGCUGUUGCGCUGUUACACACACUCGGAAGCUCACCCCCAUUGAGUACUACUUCUGAUAGACCGUUCGCAAGUGCCCGAGCGAUUAUCGCCAUGAUUUUGACGCUGUCGAUAAAUGUAUGGGCCACAUCUCUGAUCGCUUAUCGUACCUGGACUCAUUAUCGGUUGAUUCGCUCACUAACUGGUUCAUCCUUCGCAUCUCAGUUUUGCAAGAAACAUGGUAUCCUUUCGUUGAUAAUCGAAUCAGGCGUGUUUUACUGCUGCACAUGGUUCGCUACUAUCAUUAUUGCUGUCUCUACAAGCAAUGGAAUAUAUAUCCUAUUCUGCAUGCUUGCCCAGCUCACGGCCAUCUACCCUACGCUGAUUAUCGCCCUUGUUUGCCUAAGAUCGACGCUUGACGUGACCAUGCAAAGUUCUCAGCAGAUGAGCCGGACCCAACAAAUUAUAACUGGCUCCGAUUCCUCCGAAUCUUCAAACCGCUCCAUUUCCAUGUUUGCUCCCCAGCUGAUUGUUGAAAUAGAGACAACAACGUCUAGUUCGUACGAUAAUGUUGCAUCUAUCAUUAUAAAUAGAUUUCAAGAGGAUAACAUCCGGUUACUAAGUGAGUCUGGCUCGGUCAACUUGAAGUUGUGAAACAUUUUGUUCAUUCUGGUAUAGACAACCCAUCCGGAACGGACUCGAUGAUAUCUUUGGCAUGAUUUGGUCCGGAAGAGUUGGGUUAUAGAACGAGCCCGCAAGUAUGACGUAGAGCAGGUAAAAAUACCAUGUACAGCGUACCAAUUUACGAUACUCGAGAUACCAGACCGAAGAAAAUGAUUAUGAAUAAAAAAAAUAACAGUGCGAGAUCAGUUCUGUC
This is a messenger RNA of Desarmillaria tabescens, 1572 nucleotides long. RefSeq lists its product as uncharacterized. The transcript has 9 exons. The record is from RefSeq and is a predicted model, not a curated record. Lineage: Eukaryota; Fungi; Basidiomycota; Agaricomycetes; Agaricales; Physalacriaceae. The coding region runs from base 291 to 1349 and encodes 352 amino acids.